CUUCAUCAAAGGUCAUAGCCAUUCGCUGACAUUUAUAUCCGGAUGAAAAGAAAAAGGUGUUGGUUUUUAGUUGUAAAAUUAGUUUGUAUUAUGUAGCGUUUGUCCAGGAGAUACGAAGAUCUAUUACUCGAGUAAUUUUAAACAUUUUAUUCGAGGGGAUUUAGAUGAGCUUACCGUAGUUGUCCAAAUACAGCCGCACAGCAAUUUAAAGGGGUCUGAAUUUGACUUCGGUCAAAAAUUAUAAUAAUAAUAAUAAAAUGCUGCUGAAAGUGCGUUUGAGAAGAUAACAAAUGUCGGGGACAGAAAGCAUCGUGGAAAGACACUCAUUUUCAUGAGUCCUUCCCACAUGGGGAACAUUACAUAACAGCCUCGGAGCGGCAGCCGGGAGAGCAACCUGCCGAGACGUUGGAGAUGAAGUCCAGGAGAGUCGGACCUCCAGACGGGGGUUACGGCUGGGUGGUGGUCGCUUCAGCCUUUUUUGCUAUGGGCCUUACCGGAGCUGUCCUCAAAAACUUCGGCCUCUUCUUCCUGGAGAUCCAGAGUCACUUUGGAGUCCUGACCAGCACUACCUCAUGGGUUUCUUCCACAACUAUUGCUAUGUUUCAUAUAGGAGCUCCAGCAGCCAGUGCACUGACGUUACGGUUUUCUCAGAGAGUGGUCAUCGUAGUUGGAGGAGUUCUGUGUACUUUGGGGAUGUCGCUGGCCUCUCUGGACAUCAAUCUGCCUUGGCUCUACCUCACUAUGGGUGUCCUACAAGGAACAGGUAUCUCCUUCUCAUGGGUUCCUGCUAUCAGCAUGGUGAAUCACUACUUUUCAAGAUGGCGCCCCAUUGCCUACGCCAUCGCCAGCUCAGGGGAGUGUGUCUUUGCCAUCGUUUUCAGCCCGCUAUUCAAGUGGCUCAUCGAGUUGUACAGCUGGCAGGGCGCGUUGCUCAUCAUCGGAGGCCUUCAGUUCAACCUGUGUGUUUGCGGUGCGCUCAUGAGGCCCCUGGAGGCAACUCGGCCCUCACACAUGAACCUCAAAGAGAGCGCAGAGGACAGUGCUGCUGCGCCUCCACCAAAGAAGAAGGCAGUCUUCCAGUGCGGCCUGCUGAAAAAACCCGAACUUCUUCUCUACAUCUUGUUUGCGAUCUUUGCAGCAGCCGGGUUUUUCAUCCCGACCCUCUUCCUGGUUCCCUUUGCCAACAGCUUGGGGAUCAAUAAGUACUGGCCAGCGUUCAUUCUGUCUGUCAUGGCCGUCGCCGACCUGGCCGGCCGGCUGUUUUGUGGCUGGCUGGCAAACAUGAGGCUUCUGAGGAACCUGCAGCUGCUCACCAUCGUCACGACGCUGCUGGGGGUCGUGCUGCUCCUGCUGCCCAUCAGUCACAACUACUGGUCCGUUCUGGUGUUCACCUCGAUCUACGGCUUCCUGUUUGGCUGCAUGGUUGCCAUUCAUGUCACCUCCAUCGUGGACGUCGUGAGCUUGGAGGGCUUUGACAGCGGACUGGGGCUCUUCAUGCUGUACAGGAGCAUCGGAGGUUUUCUCGGCCCGCCUGCUGGAGGCUGGUUGGUGGACAAGGUGAACAACUUCAGCGCUGCCUUCUACCUCUCUGGCUUUUGCCUUGUUACAUCAGCCGUGUUUGUCGUCGUGGUCGACCGCCUCAUCCAGAGGAGAAAAUCUGCGGAGGCCGCCGGCCAUCAGACGAUCCACUACGAGGGCGACGGCGAAACGGGGAAAAUCGAAGGACUCAUCGUUGCACAAGAAUCUUAACUUCAGCCCAGCGCGUGAAGACUGAGCGGACGCAGGACGACGUGGCCUGGACUGAGUUCAACAAAUGUUUAAUGUUGGAGUGUUUGUGUUUGGAUAGUUUGUGAGAUUAAUUUUCGAUACACCUGGAAAAAAAAAAUGAAACACUUUACAUGAUUUACCUGAAAGUAGAGGGAGGAGGCCGCGGGGAAAACCCAGGACACGCUGGAGGGAGUAUGUCUCUCUGCUGGCCUGGGAACGCCUCGGGAUUCCUCCGGAGGAGCUGGAAGAAGUGGCUGGGGAGAAGAAAGUCUAAAGCUGCUACCCCCUGCGACCCGACCCCGGAUAAGCGGAAGAAGAUGGAUGGAUGGAUGGAUGGAUGGAUGGAUGGAUGGAUGGAUGGAUGGAUGAAAGUAGACCAAAGGAUUAAACACAGAACAUGGCAGUUUUAAAAAAGUAUCUGAGUAGAAAAAAUCAAAAUCUUCCCAGUGACCUUUUGAUUGGAGCUUCACAUCAGCUUGGAGGAGUUUUAAUUUAGGUUUUAUUUUGCUCAAACAAAUGUUUAUAACACAUGUAAUCUCCUCUUCCAGCUCGAUUACUGUCAAAACUUCGGUUUGGCUGUUUUUAAAACUUUUCUUCCUUUUUCCAUUAUUGCCGUUUUAGAGAGGAAGAAAAUGUAGGAAACGUUUAGGGAUGAAAUUCAUCACUACGUGGUGCUGCUAUCUUAGCCUGAACAAUGACUUUACCACCAACAUGUUUUAUACACGUUUAUGCUGGAAUGUGCUGUUUUUGUUUCCUCAAAUAAAUAUGCAGUGCAAUUUAUAAGUUUUUUUGUAUCUAAUCUUAAAUAAACUGAUUGUCUUUGUUAUUCUUAUAGGGAUGAACUAAUGCUGGGCAAUUUUCUUUUUAUUUAAAAAAAAAAUAAA
Molecule: messenger RNA, 2651 nt
Organism: Gambusia affinis (western mosquitofish)
Lineage: Eukaryota; Metazoa; Chordata; Actinopteri; Cyprinodontiformes; Poeciliidae
Exons: 5
Coding region: 412-1749 (445 amino acids)
Biological process (GO): monocarboxylic acid transport; transmembrane transport
Molecular function (GO): monocarboxylic acid transmembrane transporter activity
Source: RefSeq, a predicted model, not a curated record